Molecule: messenger RNA, 3524 nt
Organism: Rattus rattus (black rat)
Lineage: Eukaryota; Metazoa; Chordata; Mammalia; Rodentia; Muridae
Gene: Ccdc158
Product: coiled-coil domain containing 158
Exons: 23
Coding region: 65-3400 (1111 amino acids)
Source: RefSeq, a predicted model, not a curated record
ACUGAAUGAUCCUAACAGGGAAGUAAGUGCUCACAUCCCUAAGAAGAGGUAGAAAAUAGUUAACAUGGAAUCAAAAACUUGUGAAUCAAAAAAGGAAGAUCUUUUAUCAAGUGGCAUCAUAUCCAAAGGAGGUUCUUCAAGCCCGUUUUUUGUAACAUCUACUCAUGGUGCAAUAAUUGAAAACACGUCUUCAGCUGGGACUUUAACACAAAUUCCCUUUUUUCCUAAAUAUGAAGUGGAACUUGAUUCUCCUAGAAAGUCCACCUCUUACCCUGGAAAAGAGCACAUUGAACGUGUUUUGGAAGAAUAUUCACAACAAGUUAAAGAUUUGCAGAGAAGACUGAACGAAAGCAAUGAAUUACAUGAAAAACAAAAAUUUUACUUAAGACAGUCAGUCAUUGAUUUGCAAACAAAACUUCAAGAAAUGCAAAUGGAGAGAGAUGCUAUGGCUGACAUCAGGCGAAGGGAGAGUCAGUCCCAGGAGGAGGUACGAAAUCAGCUUCAGAAUACAGUUCAUGAGCUUGAAGCUGCCAAGUCCCUUAAGGAGGACAUGCUGAAGGACAGCAGCACACAGAUAGAGCAGCUACGAAAGCUGAUGCUUAGUCAUGAAGGCGUGCUUCAAGACAUCCGAUCGGUCUUAGUUGACUUUGAAGAAGCCUCAGGCAAGAAAAUAUGUGAACACGACAGCAUGUCUACCAUGCACUUCCGCAGCCUGGGCUCAGCUAUUAGUAAAAUCCUAAGAGAAUUAGACACAGAGAUCUCUUUUCUUAAAGGGAGGAUCUUUCCAGUAGAGGAUCAGCUUGAAACCCUGAAGUCUGAAUCACAGAAUAAAAUAGAACUAUUACUUCAACAACAUCAGGAUCGGAUUGAGCAGCUGAUAAGUGAACAUGAAGUUGAGAUAGCAGGACUUACAGAGAAAGCCAGCAGUGCUCGAAGCCAAGCCAACAGUGUCCAGAGUCAACUGGAAAUAAUUCAAGAGCAGGCGAGGAACCAGAACUCCAUGUAUAUGCGCCAGCUCAGUGACUUGGAGUCUACUGUCUCUCAGCUGCGUUCUGAGCUGAUGGAGACCAAGAGGAUGUAUGAAGAUAAGAUAGAAGAGCUGGAGAAGCAGUUAGUCCUUGCCAAUUCAGAGCUCACCGAGGCACGCACAGAGCGGGACCAGUUUAGUCAGGAGUCGGGAAAUCUGGAUGACCAACUCCAAAAGCUGUUGGCAGAUCUCCACAAGAGGGAGAAGGAGCUUAGUCUGGAGAAAGAACAGAACAAGCGUCUGUGGGACCGAGACACAGGCAACAGCAUCACCAUCGACCACCUGCGGCGGGAGCUGGAUGACCGGAACAUGGAGGUGCAGCGGCUGGAGGCCCUGCUCAAGGCCAUGAAGAACGAGUGUCAGGGCCAGAUGGAGCGGCAGAUGGCAGCCAUUCAGGGGAAGAACGAGAGUCUGGAGAAAGUGUCCUCCCUCACUGCACAGCUGGAGUCCACCAAGGAGAUGCUGCGCAAGGUGGUGGAAGAGUUGACAGCCAAGAAGAUGAACCUUGAGAGCUCUGAGAGGACAGUGUCCGACUUGACCGCUUCCCUCCAGGAGAAGGAACGCGCCAUCGAGGCCACCAAUGCAGAGAUCACGAAGCUCCGCUCCCGGGUGGACUUGAAGUUACAGGAGCUCCAGCACCUGAAGAACGAGGGGGACCACCUCAGAAACGUGCAGACGGAGUGCGAGGCGCUCAGACUGCAGAUGGCAGAAAAGGACAAGGUCAUUGAGAUUCUGAGGCAGCAGAUUGAGAACAUGACGCAGCUGGUUGGCCAGCACGGACGAACGGCAGGUGCAAUGCAAGUGGAGAAGGCUCAGCUGGAGAAAGAGAUUAAUGACCGGAAGCUGGAACUGCAGGAGUUUAAGAUUUUAAAAGAUAAAAAAGAUGCGAAGAUCCGGGAGCUCGAAGCCAGAGUGAGUGACCUGGAACUGGAGAAGGUGAAGCUGGUGAAUGCAGGCUCCGAGCGUCUCCGAGCAGUGAAGGACAUCAGACAGGAGAGAGAUCAGUUGUUAAAUGAGGUGAAGACUAGUAGGACUGAACUGAACAACCUCUCAGAGGACUAUGAAGUCCUAAAGAGGAACUUCCGAAACAAAAGUGAAGAGAUGGAGAGCACUACAAACAGGCUGAAGAUGCAGCUCAAGUCGGCACAGUCAGAACUGGAACAAACAAGGAACACGCUCAAGACCAUGGAAGGAUCCGAUGGCCACGCUAUGAAGGUGGCAAUGGGCAUGCAGAAGCAAAUCACAGCCAAGAGAGGCCAGAUCGAUGCCCUGCAGAGCAAGGUGCAGUUUUUAGAAGAGGCCGUGACAAGUGCCAAUAAGGAGAAACACUUUUUGAAAGAAGAGAAGAGUAAGCUCAGCCAGGAGCUGAGCACCGUAGCAACAGAGAAAAACAAGAUGGCUGGGGAGUUAGAAGUGCUACGGUCUCAGGAACGACGCCUGAAGGAGAAGGUUGCCAACAUGGAAGUCGCUCUUGACAAGGCAUCUUUGCAGUUUGCAGAGUGUCAAGAUAUAAUACAGCGCCAGGAACAGGAGUCGGUGCGUCUAAAACUUCAGCACACUUUGGAUGUGAAAGAACUUCAGGGCCCUGGAUACACCUCUAAUUCUUCAAUGAAACCUCGCCUUCUCCAGCCAGCAUCUGUAGCUCGGUCUCAUUCCAACGUACCAUCCUCUCAGUCUACGGCCAGCUUCCUGUCUCACCACUCUUUAAAAACCAACACACUGAAGGAGGACCCGACGAGGGACCUGAAGCAGCUUCUGCAGGAGCUGAGAAGUGUGAUCAAUGAGGAGCCGGCCAUGCCCCUGAGCAAGACUGAGGAGGAGACCCCAUCUCUUGGUGCAUUAGAAGACAGAGUAAGGGACUGCAUCACUGACUCAAGCCUGAGAUCAGAGCUCUGCCACAGAAGCAACAACUCCUUGAGGGAGUCUACCGAAGGCAGCAAAUCCAGUGAGACUCUGAGCAGAGAGCCAGUCGCACUGCAUCCAGGAGACCUGGAAGAUCCGUCUAGCUGCUUCACGUUCACAUCCACAGCAAGUCCAUCUGUGAAAAUUUCAGCUUCUCGUUCAUUCAAUUCCUCUCCUAAAAAGUCUCCAGUGCACUCCCUCCUCACGAGCUCAGGCGAGGAGUCGGUGGGCUCCACACCGCAGUACCGGUCUGCCAAGCCUGUUCAUUCAUCCAACUCGGCAAAAGAUUCACAGUCUCCGUCACUAGAAACAACAGGAAAAACAUGCCGAAAACUGCAGAACAGACUGGAAAGUUUGCAAACCCUGGUAGAAGACUUACAGCUGAAGAACCAAGCAAUGUCUUCAAUGAUCAGAAAUCAAGAGAAGAGAAUUCAGAAAGUGAAAGACCAGGAAAAGAUGUUACUGAAAUGAUGAGUUGCUUGCCUGCUGUCUACAAAGAGCUGACAUACGAUUAAUCGUGGUGUUCCUUAUAAUUAGUGCCCUGCAAACUUUUUUCUUUUUAUGUGAAAUUUAAUAAAAGAUACCCUGUCCUGUA